Messenger RNA from Protopolystoma xenopodis, 1329 nucleotides. Lineage: Eukaryota; Metazoa; Platyhelminthes; Monogenea; Polystomatidea; Polystomatidae. The record is from the annotation of a GenBank genome assembly.
AUGCUGUCCAGUCAUCCUCCUUUUUUCCAUUCUUCUCUUACCUUUCACUUUCCUCAGGCAUUUGGCUCUGUGCCAGACGAACUUUCGUUGCAGGCCUCAAACGAGAUCUACUCCCUCUUGCCCGCGACGCCGACUAAUUCGUUCACUCAUCAGACUGAUGCUUCUGGAAAGCACAAUACGCCCCACUUGGUAAUGUCCAGCUCUGCUGCAAGAAGAAGCAUUUGUGAGAGCCGACAACUCGAAAACCUGGUAGAAGGAGGCAAAGUCAGGGAGCCGCACAAGUACUGUACAGCAGCGCAGGUAGAGUCAGGAGUUGCCAUGAUCGAGGAGAAUCAGACCUACUUUUCCCUCGGCCGAACCCUGUCCGGCUCGGGCGGGCUCGCCCGGAGGACGGGGCCUGCAUCGGUGCCAGUUUGCCCACUACAGAUUGGCUUUCCGAGGCAACAAGAAUCAACGCACCAGGAAAUCAGUCAAAAGCCUGAUCAGCACCAUUUGCACUCGAAGCGACAUGAGUUGCUGGGGCCUACAGGAUUCUUUGAUCUGAGUGACCCCAUUGGCGAUAUUGCCAAGCAGAAGCUUGGUCGACAGAGGGGGGAGAAGACAAUGUUUUCCGGGGGCUUCAUGAAAAGUGGCACUGAAGGAGUGCGGGAGGGAGGCAGGCGAGGUGAAUUUGACGUAAAUACGACCCAUGCAGAUGCCAUCGGCUUCUGUGUCGCUGUUGACGACAGAUGCAAUCGCCGAAAACGAUGCCUGCCCUCUCUUUCAACCGACGUCUCCGCUGCUCGUGUGAAGGGUGCUAACUUUUUGGCGAAAGAGGAGAUGGCGGUGAGGCUGAUGCAACAGGAGGAGGAAGAGGAGAAGGAAAAGAAGGAGGAGGAUGAAGAGGAAGAGGAGGAGGAGGUGGAGGAAGAGGAGGAGGAAGAAGAAGAGGAGAAUGAGGAAGUGGAAGGGGAGGAAGAGGAGGAGGAGGAAGAGGACCUCUGGUGGUAUCACCCGAUUCGUGGCCGGUCCGACGACCACUACCAGCAGGCCUCCGUACCUGGCCGAGUCUGGCAUUUUGAAGCUGGAAGCGAAUCAGAACACAGACUCGAGGCGAAUCCGGCACUCUCGAUGAGCCACCAGGACCCGGCAGGCAAUUACUACAGCGCACUACCAGUAGCUAUGCGUCCACGCCUGCCGGACAACCUAAGAACCCAGCGUGGACACGGUAAGCCCAAUGGAAGUGCGACUAUGCUCGACUGUUUUAUGUUGUAUUCGUCUAAAUCAGGCUUAACUAACAUUUCGAUGAACAGGCAUAGCAACUCGAAAGGCCAACAAUCAUUAUGCUAA